AUGAAUAGAUCACCGUUAGCCUUGGACCUUGGGGCCCCGCCGCCGUAUCGCCCCGUUCUAAGAGGCGACUACUUCCUGCUGCAGCAGCAGCACGGCGGCGACGGCAGCGACGUGCACGAAAACCAUUUCGAGGACUAUUUCGGGGGCGAGUUCGCGAACGACCUCCAGCUUCCGGACCUUCCCCUUGGCUCGUCGCAGUCGCCCUCUGCUGGCUCCGCGCGCUCUGCCUUGUCCUCUGACGACGUUGAUCUCCCAGUCUCGGUUUCGAGUGGUAGCGACGUGCGUCCUGACCACGACUUUGACCACGGCUACGACUACGACGGCGACGGCGACGGCGACAGCGACAGCCAGCGGCCAUCAGCAGCCUCGCCGCCGUCCCCUUCCCGCUCUGUGCCAUUCGCCCUCUCCCUCUCCGUCUCGCCGUUGUUGUCCGCUCACUCACGACAGCAGGCGGCAUUGGUAGAAUUCCAAAAUCUCCAAGACCAGCACGAAGAGGCCCACGAGGACGCCCACCACCACAACAACGAGGACCAGGACGAUUUUCCGCUGCGGGAACAUCUACGCCUUCGGAGGGCUCGCAGGGCUGCACGGGUCGCCAGGGAGGCUGGACGACCGCGCCCAGCGAGAGGCAACUGGUGGUCAUUCAGGCCAGCAAGGAGGACAGCUGCAGAAGACUUCCACGAGUCAGGCCAGGAGGACUUGGACCAUAGUGACAGUAUGGAUCACGACGAUGAGCUCAUUGAGGUGGUGUACCAGGGCCCAGUUGCUGCCCCUCCAACUCCCCCGCGCCGACAACAAAGACAUUCCAGGCCGCAGAGACAGCAGCGUCACCACCACCACAACCACCACCAGGGCCGGAACCUGAUGGAAGUCGACCUGGAUCUCGACCUGGACUUGGACAUGGACCAGCAUGUCCCUGUGAUUGAUCUGACAGAAGAGCCCGACAGCCCUGAAUUGCAACGACACCGACCUAUCAACAUCCUCCGCCACAACAGCCACAACCACAACCACGGCCACAACCACAGCCAUAACCACAUUCACAUCUUUGACGACGAGGAGGAGGAGGAAGAAGACGGUGGCAUUGCGCUGUACCAGCCCCCCAGAAACCCACGAAGGCACAUGUCGCAGAAUGGACGCAUGCCAUCCCUCAACCGCAGCGACGGCAGCAUCCUUAAUGGGAAUGCUGCCGUCAUCGACCUCACACUAGAUUCACCAGACGACAACAUCCCCGCCGACCGCCGGUUACCUCCCCCUCAGGCUGCUGCACAACUGAACCAGCCUGCAAACCGCAACCACCGUCGCCUGCCAGCCCCUGCUUCUCCUGCUCCUGCUGCUGCCGGCGCUGCUCCCGCACAUCGAGCCCAGUACCACGACUUUGGCCGUCACCUAAUAGGAUCGAUCCGUGGUCUGCUCCCAGGCCUCCUCGCCCAGGCCGUCAACAAUCCCCGAGAAGCCGGCGACGUCCAGUUUGUUGGAGCCGUGCCCGCCUUUCCAAUGAACCCCAACCCCCUCGCAGGCAACCCGCCCGAGUUCAACUACCAGGCUAACGGCUUUGGUGGCUACGGCGGGCGGCAGCCCACGCCCAAGCCUGACUUCCAGGCCCCACCGCCUUCGAGGCCUGGCUUCACCCGCGACACACGCCCCGACGGAGGCGAAACCGGCGCCGACGAGGAGCUGGUCGUCGUCUGCCCCAGCUGUGACAACGAGCUAAAGUACUCACCCGAUGACGAGGACGACAGCCCACGGCCGGCAAAGAGACCUCGGGGCAAGAAGAGCCAGGAGGAGCACCACUUCUGGGCUGUCAAGAACUGUGGCCAUGUCUACUGCAAGAAUUGCUACGAUAACCGCAAGAAGCACAGCAAGGGCAAGGACUCGGCGGCUGCCAAGACAGGCUUCCGCUUCCAGCCCAGCGAGACAUCCAAGUCGAUCAAGAUCUUUUGCGCCGUGGACGACUGCGAGUCCGAGGUGUCCCCCAACGCUGCCUGGGUCGGCAUCUUCAUGUGA
This is a messenger RNA of Diaporthe citri, 2004 nucleotides long. RefSeq lists its product as uncharacterized. The transcript is spliced from 3 exons. NCBI's taxonomy places the organism in Eukaryota, Fungi, Ascomycota, Sordariomycetes, Diaporthales, Diaporthaceae. Gene Ontology annotation, molecular function: ubiquitin-protein transferase activity. Bases 1 to 2004 code for a protein of 667 amino acids. The record is from RefSeq and is a predicted model, not a curated record. Gene Ontology annotation, cellular component: SUMO-targeted ubiquitin ligase complex.